Molecule: messenger RNA, 5444 nt
Organism: Nematostella vectensis (starlet sea anemone)
Lineage: Eukaryota; Metazoa; Cnidaria; Anthozoa; Actiniaria; Edwardsiidae
Exons: 3
Coding region: 122-3799 (1225 amino acids)
Source: RefSeq, a predicted model, not a curated record
AGCUUUUGUUCCGGUUAACAAAAGGUUGGUGUCAGUUUACUAAUGACUGACUUAAAAGGAUAGCAACAGAGUCAAAACAGCAGUCUUUCAAGCAGAAAGGAUCGAGAGCACGCACACCGAAAUGGCUACAUAUACAAGCAUUGUUCUAUUUGUGUUCGCACACGUUUUAUCUCCAAAGUACAUAACGCUAAAUGCUGAGCAAAGUGGUGCCUCUUUGUCUCCCGAGACGUGGAGUUCAAAGGAAUUGGAACGACUUGAGGAGUUUAUUUUACGAAAGGAAAAGAAUUUUCGCAGGCCGCUUUUGUACAGUGAGUGCGGUCUAGUGGCGGGAACUGACGAUGCGCGCGCUGUACACGCUGGCGCGAAAACUCUGGAAAAAGGCGGGAACGCAAUGGAUGCCUGCAUUGCUACGGCUUUAACUGACGUAGUCCUAUCGACGGGCUCUACGAUAUCGUUUGCUGGUGUCGCAAACAUUCUGUACUACAAUCGACGCACGGGGAAAACCAGCAAUAUCGACGCCAGCUGGAGGCUACCCAAUCUCCGCACAACCGAGGAUGUCCCAACACUAGAAACACUAGGGGACUCGGUUCUAGUCCCAGGAUUAAUCGCGGGGGUGUCGGAGGCGACAGAGAUGUCAAAAUUCCCACUUGCGAAACUUAUUGAGCCUGCUUUGUAUUUUGCUGAGCGGGGAGCCAAGGUGUCGCAUGCGUUGGGCAAGAUGAUAAAAGCUUUCUAUGGAAAAACUCUUAACAAGACUAAGCAAGGUCGUACGACAUUCACAAACCCAGCAACCAACAAACCAUAUAAGGCAGGCGAGACAAUACACCAGCCGCACCUAGCGAGAUUCCUUCGCCGCCUCUCAGUCGAAGGGAAGGGGUACUUUUACCGUGGGGACUGGGCCGAGAAGCUUGUUGAGACGGUUCAAAAGCACGGUGGAGCGCUGAACAUCAACGACAUGGCUGAAUACCAGGCUGAUUUUCCAGAGCCUGCAGUGGCCGAUUACAGCGGUCAUCGCAUUGUGACAACCUCAGUGGAAAAUAAUGAAAAUGAGCUGAGGGAACGAGUUAAUGCUUUAGAGAUCGCGAAGUUUUGGGAAACGAAUGAUACUUAUUUGACGAAUGCUACUAAGCUGACAAAGCUCGCAGCGAUUUCUCGAUUUAGUAAAUUUAUUUCGUGGUAUUACGAGAACGGCGAGGAAGCAGAGAGAAUAAUCAGUGAGUAUUUUAAUCUCGACGCUUCUCCGAGAUACCGCGGAUCAAAAUCAGAGGCAAGAUCAUUUUGGCAAGGGGUCUCUGAGACUGAAGCGCUAUUGGGCGCUAAUGAAAAAAUAUGGGAAUUAUUAACCGUUACCCCGGAUGCUACGGACAACAAAUACCGACAUUCAGCAUCGGGUAUUGUCGCUGUAGACUCGCAAGGUAAUAUUUGCUCCAUGUCCCACUCUGCUAAUAGCAGACCAUGGGGGACUGGGAUAUUCGUGGAGGGCGUGGCUUUGCCUCACUCUGGUGCAACGUUCCCGGAUGUUGUUCAGCGGAAACGGUUCGGCACGCGUGUACCGUCGGGUCUUCAGCCUGUCAUUGUGUUCAAGAAGAUUUUUAAAAGGAAAAGUAAGACAACUGUGUCGACAACGGUUAAGCCAAAAACUGAAAGCUUGGAAAUGAUUGACGUCCCCAUAUUGUCCAGGUUAGGAGUUGUUAAUAGGCGGGAAGGAAAAGGGUUAAAUGAAAUGCCUGGUUUGAUCGCAAAUAGACGCAAGCUUAGUCUUACAAAAAGGCGGGAAGGCAGAAGGUUAAAUGAGAUGCCUGGUUUGAAAGCAAAUAGACGUAAGAAAAGUGUAACAAAAAAAGCGGAAAUCGUUAGAAGGCUAAGCUACCGCAUGGAAAAGCAUAGAAGCAGAGUAGAUUUGGCAAGUGACUUGAAUAAAAGACGAAAAGCGCGGAGCGAGCCGAGACUUUAUAACCCUUCAUCUGGGAGGACGAUGUACUCUAAAGCGCAAGUUCAACAACGAACGCAUUGGAAGUCUCGUAGUAAUAUGCAAUCCACGAGAUCUGCGACAGGGAGGAAUUCAUCAAAGUUUAAAUUCGGGAAACAAAAGGUAAGAAUGAUGGAAGGAAGACGGAGACAUCUGAAACGCUUUCAUUGGAUGGUACAAAAAAACAAUAACAAGAGGUUAAGUAAAAUCAACGUUGAAGUUAGAAAUGUCCAGGAAAAUGUCCCUAAAAAUUUCCAAGAAAAAAUUACAGGAAAUGUCGAGGCAAAUGUUCCUGAAAAAGAACAAGAUAAAGGUGGAGAGAAAAAUUCCCCGACGGAAAGACAAAGCUCAAAUCAUGAUAAAAUUGCGAACAUGUUUAUAAGAGGAGUGCCGAUAAAUGCGGAUCCUGUUACGACUCCAAAAUCCAUCGCGAAAUCGAUGAGGACUAAAGUGAUGGAUAGAGAUGCCAUAAAACAGAUACUGACUGAGGCUGCAUCGAGUACAAUAACAACUCCCACAAUCACACAGAAUACAGGUCGAAGAUAUCAUAGAAAGAAUAUUAAAACACCAUGGGGGAUAUUAAAACAAAAGUUCAACCCAACAGCAAUAGCAACAAUAGGGCCAACACCGAAUACACAAAGAACAAAAGAACGAAAGAAGGAUGUUAACAGCUAUCAGGCAAGGAAAACGUCACUAUGGGAUGAGCUAACUCUAAAGCCGACUACAGAUCGGGUUAUAACCGCACUAGGUGUAGCUAGAGUGCUUACACAAAGUACAACUCCACCAAGGCGAGAGAAGCAAAGGUAUCAGAAAAAAACGGCAGCGCCCACAAGCCCAACCGCUAGAGAUAGGAAGUUACUAGGUGUAGCUAGAGUGCUUAAACAAAGUACAACUCCACCAAGGCGAGAGAUGCAAAGGUAUCAGAAACAAACGGCAGCGCCCACAAGCCCAACCGCUAGAGAUAGGAAGUUACUAGGUGUAGCUAGAGUGCUUACACAAAGUACAACUUCGCCAAGGCGAGAGAAGCAAAGGUAUCAGAAACAAACGGCAGCGCCCACAAGCCCAACUGCUAGAGAUAUUAAGAUACUGGACGGAAUGGAUCCGGAAAUUCAAAAAAUCAUCGAGAACAAAAUUAACAUAAAUAUGGUAAAUGGAGAGGACUUGGAGGCUAAUAGUAAGAGUAAUGUGAGCCUGGAUUUGGGGAAUGAGGAUUUGGGGAACGCAGAGGAAAUUGAUGAGAGGUUUAAAGUUCCUUGGAGGGUACCGAGUGAAGAUGCGGAUGGGGAUUUACUGGAAACGGAUGACUCACCCGAGGUCCAUAUUUACGGCAUUGACAAUGAGAAAAACCUCAAAGGCCCUGAAUGGUUCAAAAGUUACAUACGGGAAAUCCUGUCAAAGGAAGAGAAAAAGGACGACCGUGAAAGGCGUCAGCUGAGAAAGAAAAGCUUUGUUCUCGAACCAGUUGCGGCGUUCGCUGUGUCUGGCCAAUCGAUUGCGGAAACCACGCUACAGUACCUGACAAAUGUACUGGACAGCGGUAUGAACCCAAAACAAGUACUCGAGAUGCCGCUUUUUUACGACUCGAGCCCAGACUCUCACCGUCAGGACGUAAGAGUGGAGAAGUUCUCGUUUGAUCAGGGAGUGCUGGCGAAGGCACGUAAGCAGGGUCAGAAGGUAACAGAGGUUAGCUUUAGAGUGGUUAGGGAGGUAGGGACAAGAGGGGCAGUGAUAGUAAUGGAGGGAAGCCGGGUGUAUGGCAGUAGUGAUGGGUAUGCAGAAGGGUAUCAGCAGGACCAGAAAAAAGAUGUCGAAGAACAAGGUGAUUCCUAGAAUUAUAGAGAAUAGUGGUGGAAGAACAUAGUGAUAAAGAAGAGUAGAGGAAGGGCAUGAUGAUUCCUAGAAUUAUAGGGCAGAGUGGAGGGAGGGCAAGGUGAUUUUUAGAACUUUAGAGAAUAGUGGUGGAAGAACAUAGUGAUUCCUAGAAUUAUAGGGAAUACUAAAGAGAGGGCAUGGUUAUUCCUAGAUUUGUAGGGAAUAGUGGAGGGAGAACAUAGUGAUUUCUAGAAUUAUACAGAAGAGUGGAGGGAGGGCAAGGUGAUUCCUAGAACUAUAGAGAAUAGUGGUGAAAGAACACAGUGAUUCCUAGAAAUAUAGGGAAUAGUGGAGAGAGGGCAUGAUGAUUCCUAGAAUUAUAGAGAAGAGGGGAGGGCAUGAUGAUUUCUAGAAUUAUAGGGAAGAGGGGAGGGCAUGAUGAUUCCUAGAAUUAUAGGGAAGAGAGGAGGGAGGGCAUGGUGAUUCCUAGAAUUAUAGGGAAUAGUGGGGAGAGGGCAUGGUGAUUCCUAGAAUUAUAGGGAAGAGGGGAGGGAGGGCAUGGUGAUUUCUAGAAUUAUAGGGAAGAGUGUAGGAAGGGCAUUGUGCUUCCUAGAAUUAUAGGGAAGAGGGGAGGGAGGGCAUGGUGAUUCCUAGAAUUAUAGGGAAGAGGGGAGGGCAUGGUAAUUCCUAGAAUUAUAGGGAAUAGUGGAGGGAGGGCAUGGUGAUUCCUAGAAUUAUAGGGAAUAGUGGAGGGCAUGGUAAUUCCUAGAAUUAUAGGGAAGAGUGGAGGAAGGGCAUUGUGCUUCCUAGAAUUAUAGGGAAUAGUGAAGGAUUUACAUGAUGAUUCCUAGAAUUACAGUGAAUAGUGGAGAAAGAAAACUGUGAUUCCUAGAAUUUUAGGGAAGAGUGGAGGAAGAAAAUGGUGAGAAAAGUACAAAGAAUAGUGGUUGUUUACCAUUUAAUCGGAAAUUCCGGAAUGAGCUCCCAGUUUUUCCGGAAUGGCAAAAUGGUAAGAAAAAGUUUAUAUUAUAUAAAAGUCUAUAUUCCAGAAUUCACGGGGUGAGUUAUGUACUAUUUGCUUCUGUACCCAGAAAUUCUACUUUUGGGGUCCUGGGGAAUAGUGGCCGAUGGGGGCCUCGGUCAAAUAUUGUCAUGAGAAAACGGCAAAUGGUACACGAUUUUCCGGAAAUUCUGGUAUACCCGGUGAAAGUGGACUACCUCUCAAGCAACUCCAAAUUUUCCGGAAAUUUUCAAGUGGGAGGAAUUUGUACCAUUUACAAAAUAACCAAAAGUGCCAUAAUUUCCGAUUAAAUGGUAAACAACCAGUGUUUACUAGAAUGGUGUUCCCGUGCAAACUGCUGCGACACAAAGCUUAUUAAGAUAUAAAAAUUAUCAAUCUCUUUCUAGCAGAAUAGGCAAAGAACAUUAUAAAAAUUUAAACAUUACGUUGUUUGAAAUGGUUUGGUUUUAUCAAAUGAUUAUGACAAAACUAAUGCAACAGUAUAGGCUUUAGCAGAUUUAAAUUACAAAGCAAAGAUAAGUAUAUCAUAAUUUAAGCUUGCUUAUGAUGGCUGGUCCAGAUACGUCAGCAAAAAAAAAAAAUAUAACGAAAAAUUAUACGUUGUCAUGGUUAUAUAUUGAAUAUUAAAAUAUCUUAACAUUU